This is a messenger RNA of Harpia harpyja (harpy eagle), 3666 nucleotides long. It is a transcript of the gene ABCG8, whose product is annotated as ATP binding cassette subfamily G member 8. Gene Ontology annotation, cellular component: plasma membrane. Gene Ontology annotation, molecular function: ABC-type transporter activity; ATP binding; ATP hydrolysis activity. The transcript is spliced from 14 exons. Gene Ontology annotation, biological process: cholesterol homeostasis. The record is from RefSeq and is a predicted model, not a curated record. Bases 325 to 2370 code for a protein of 681 amino acids. Lineage: Eukaryota; Metazoa; Chordata; Aves; Accipitriformes; Accipitridae.
CCUCCCAGCAGUCGCCACCAGGGAAGCAGCUAAAAGAAAACAGUUCUCAGUUCUUUCUUCUUCCUGAGAACAACUGUAGGUGAUUAGCUGAAGCCACUAUCUGAUGUACCUUUAGCCCGAGCUGUUACUGUCCCAGAAGAGAGGAAUAUUUCCCUGUCCACGGGGUCAUGCCAGCUGCAGAGACACAGCGCGCCAUGAGAAACGGUGCUGCAGUGAAGGUGCCUGCAAAGGGCUGACCUCAAAACCAAGAAGAGAAGGAUUGCCACAGUUUUCAAAGAGCCAAUAGUCAAACCACCGCAGGGAGCGAGGCCUUCCACUGCCAGCAUGAAGGAAGCCAUUGAAAAUGUCCCUCUGGACCGUGCUGGCUGGAGCCAGGUGGCAUGCGAGGGCUUACCGACCAAGGCCCAGGAUACUAUUUUUUGCUCUGAAGAAGAUAACAGCCUGUAUUUCACAUAUAGCGGAAAAUCAAACGUUCUCGAGGUCAAAGAACUCAACUACCAGGUUAACACGGCAUCCCAGAUUCCCUGGUAUGAAAACCUCGUGCAGAUGAAAAUGCCCUGGACCUGGACAUCAGAUCCCUGUUCUCACAUGUCAAUAAUCCAGAAUCUGAAUUUAAAAGUUCAAAGUGGUCAGAUGCUAGCUAUUAUAGGAAGCACUGCUGGUGGAAAGACAUCCUUGCUUGAUGUGAUAACCUGCCGUGAUCAUGGAGGCAAAAUCAAGUCUGGUCAAAUCACGAUCAACAACAAACCCAGCACUCCCCAGCUUGUUAAGAAAUGCAUAGCACACGUGCGGCAGGAUGACCGACUGCUCCCCCACCUGACUGUCAGAGAAACACUAUUGUUCGUUGCCAAACUGCGCCUUCCAAAGUUUUUUUCAGACUCACAAAGGAAAAAAAGGGUAGAAGAUGUUAUAGCAGAACUACGCUUGCGUCAGUGUGCAAACACCAGAGUAGGGAAUGAGUACCUCCGCGGCGUUUCGGGAGGUGAGAGGCGGAGAGUGAGCAUCGGCGUGCAGCUGCUCUGGAACCCGGGAAUACUCAUACUUGAUGAACCCACAUCUGGACUGGACAGUUUUACUGCACAUAACCUUGUGAUAACGUUAUCCAGACUGGCCAGAGGAAACAGAUUAGUUCUUCUUUCACUUCAUCAGCCCCGGUCAGAUAUCUUCCAACUGUUUGAUUUAGUUCUUCUGAUGACUUCUGGAGUCACUGUCUAUUCUGGAACAGCUAGAGACAUGGUCCAGUAUUUCACAGAACUAGGCUAUCCCUGCCCAAAGUACAGCAAUCCUGCAGAUUUCUAUGUUGAUUUGACCAGUAUCAAUAAACAGACUGCAGAAAAGGAGAUGGAAAGCCAAAAAAGAGCAAAUAUUCUUGCCAACUUGUUCCUAGAAAAAGUCAAAGAUUUUGAUGAUUUCUUAUGGAAAGUUACUGAUGGAGACAAUGUUGCAACCACAUUCAGCAAGCAAAGGUCCCAUUUAAAUUCAGAAGAGCCUAUCAACAUGCCCCACCAUUCAAGUGACCAGUUACCAGGAGUCUUAAAGCAGUUCACUGUAUUAUUAAGUCGUCAGGUCUCCAAUGACUUCAGAGAUCUUUCAACAUUAUUAAUCCAUGGAUUUGAGGCCCUUCUCAUGUCAUUAUUAAUUGGAUUUUUGUACUAUGGCCAUGACAAAACCAGACUCUCUAUUCGUGACACGACAGCACUGUUGUACAUGAUAGGUGCACUAAUCCCAUUCACAGUGAUUUUGGAUGUCAUUGCCAAAUGUCAUUCAGAAAGAGCUAUGCUUUAUCAUGACUUGGAAGAUGGAAUGUAUUCUGUUAGUCCAUACUUCUUUGCUAAGAUUUUGGGGGAGCUCCCAGAACACUGUGCUUUUGUUAUAAUUUAUGGGGUUCCCAUCUACUGGCUGGCAAACCUCAUUCCUGAACCAGAACAUUUCCUGCUGAACUUCCUCUCGGUGUGGCUGGCUGUCUAUAGUGCCCGCGCGAUGGCACUUUGGGUGGCAGCACUGUUACCGACAUUACAGCUUUCAGCCUUCUUCGGCAAUGUCCUUUUCACAUCAUUCUACCUGAGUGGUGGUUUUGUGAUAAGCCUAGAAAACCUCUGGACAGUUCCAUUUUGGGUUUCUAAAAUCUCUUUUCUCAGAUGGAAUUUUCAAGGCAUGAUGCAAAUUCAGUUCACUGACCUCAUGUACGAAAUGACUGUUGGUAAUACUACUUUUCAAAUACCAGGGAAACUUGUCACCCAGGCUCUGGACCUGGACGCCCAUCCUCUCUACGUAAGCUACCUCGUCCUGGCGGGUAUCGUUUGCAGCUUCCUGCUCUUGUACUACUUAUCUCUGAGGUUCAUCAAGCAGAAAUCCAACCAAGACUGGUGACCGGGCGCUUACGAGUCCUCCGCACCUGGAAAUAUUCUGAGCUAUGGGCCACCGGUGUCAAAGGCCCCAUCCCACUUUGCAGUAGCUGAUGUUCUAGCCCACGGCGUUUGAACAUGCGGUGAUCACGUACUUAACGCGGGGAGCUCCAAGAGAACAGGAUCAGCACACACCAGACACUACUUUCUGUAGCGUAUAUAACAUUCGGUGCUCAGACGAACAGUGUAGAGGAAAGCAACGCAGAAGGUUUCACUGAUGCUUCGGGAGGACGUGCAAGGAUGGAAAACACAACUGUUAACUGUUCUGUGCUGUUUCUAAUAGCUUACGUUGUUUAAGGCCUUGCCUUUGUGUUCCACUUAGAUGCUGUUGAUGCCCCAAAUAGGUAUUUACUCACUGGAUAGAUGAUUUCUUGUAACAGCUAAAAUUGUCUCACCUUCUUGGAUUAUUUUUACAGUAUAAACACAUACCUACUGAUUGUUAUUAUUCACAUCUCUCUCCAUGGCAAUACAAAUCAUAGCAAUUUGCCAAGUUUGGUUCCUAAGAUUCUCAGGUAGAAAAUACCAAACUGCCUCUCCAGUAAUUAAAAAUCUAAUGAUGCAAUUACAAAAUGCUUGUAAUUGUGCACCUAGUUAUGCUCAGCCAUAAGACAGAAAGGCUCAGAAAAUGAGUCAGUAAAUAAACAGCUAUAAUUCACACGCAGUCAUAGUAAGUGCAUGUGCAAAUUAGGUGUAUAGUUGUUGUGAGCAUUUUAUAAGAUACCUUGAUUGAUUUUAAAUGUUUGGAUGCAGAUCUCUGUGCUUAUAUACAGAGACCCAAAGCACAUCACCUACUCGACUUUCAUUUACAUGUUGCACACAGUGGAAAACUCCUUCAGCAAUUGGCUAUAACACCCCUGAUACUGUUAUGUAAGUUCCCCCCCCCCCCUUUUUUUUUUUUAAGAAAUAAGAAUGAAAGAACAUCAGUAUUUUAUUAUUCUAUUUGGCAAUUAGGACUGCCACAUUACUUUCCACGGAUUCCACAUGGUAAUAGAUUCCCAGGAAGACCCUAGUCUAAAGAUGUUAAGCAGGUCUGUUAAAAUAACAGCUUCAGCCCCGGGCAGCAGUAGAAAUCCAAACCACUCCAAGGUCCUUCUAAGGUGAAUUCUACCAUUUCUUUCUGGUGCUGCUGCAUUUGAUUUCGAAAAAAACCCACUCGAUCUGAUCCUAGUGCCAUUUUGAAAUUAUCAGAUUUUCAUUGCCUUUUAACGGCAAAGCCAAUUCUUCCUGUCCAAUUCAGCAUCAUUAAAUUGUCAGAAUAGCA